Messenger RNA from Schistosoma spindalis, 1188 nucleotides. The record is from the annotation of a GenBank genome assembly. Lineage: Eukaryota; Metazoa; Platyhelminthes; Trematoda; Strigeidida; Schistosomatidae.
UCCGGAAUGGAUAGGUAAUGUGGAAGGAAAUAGACAUGAUGUAGACAUUGGACUCCUCGCUAAGCUCGAUCCAAUAUAUGACCUUGAGUAUAUGAUGACCGACUUUUACAACCGUGUUCGUAACUGCGAGUACUCCCCAACUCGGAAAAGUGGGAUAUACGGUUAAGGAGGAAGAGAAAAUUGUAGGGAGUACGAGGAUCGAAUACAUUUAGCCAUUUGGCGGCUUGAUGUAGUACGUAGAUGUGGCCGCUUAUUCUUCAGUUCAUACGUACCAACGUUCGAUAUGUGGCGUUGCCAUUUGCUGUCAUUGUUGGUUCCAUUGGAUUCAAAGCAGAAAGUUGGUUUCGUAGUCAAGAGGCGAUAUCUAGUUCAAUGCAUAAUCCUAAACAAACCACCUCAGAAGCUCGCAGAAAACGCCAAUUAACCAAAGAUUUAAAUACUCCUGUAAAUGAUUUGUCUGUUACGUCUGAGAGUGAACUUCGCUAUCAUAGUGAUCCUGUUUUUAAUAAAAACAACUGAAUGUGAAACUUUCGUUCUUAGGUCAUCUUUUCUGGGAAAGUUCAAAAGUAUUUACUUGUCAAAAAUUUAAUAUCUUUAUUGUCAGAAUUAUUAUUAUUUUCCCAUGGUAGGGUAAGCUACAACGUCUGCUUCAUAGAAUACAAUAAAAAGAUAAUUUUUUUCGAUCAGUGAAGCUAUCACCAAAAUUAAGUAAAUAAAUAAACUUGAUAGUAAACUCUCGUGAUUGUUUCUUAUUGCUGAUCUGGAGGAUUUCUAUCAGAUUUCGAAUUUUAAUUGAAGAUUAAUUUGGCACAAUCCCAUCAAAGCCAUCAGGACAAAUUGAUUUGAGGCACAUGGAACAAAAGCUUAACUUCUACAAAAAGUAAGGGAUGAUAAAGUUGUCCGCCUAGCUUAGGGAACUGGGUAACAUUCGUCUGAAUUGGAAAUUUCUAUUUCAUUUCUUAUAUUCCCAGGUUGAGGUUAGACAUCGAUCGUAUAUUUGUUGAUACGAAGCAUCAAAUAAUGGUUAUAUAUAGUAAUAUUCUAACCGCAUUUGUUUCUAGUGUUAAGGUUAAUUUAAGGGUUAUUUGAUUUAAAAGAAUUUUUCGCAGCUGAACUUAGGUUAUUUAUUUAUUUAUUUUAACACAUAGGUAUUGGUACAAGGAGGCACCAAAUACAUAUGCGCCACAC